Diprion similis is the source of this 3318-nucleotide messenger RNA. Its product is annotated as WD repeat-containing protein 20. Gene Ontology annotation, molecular function: protein binding. Bases 480 to 2426 code for a protein of 648 amino acids. The record is from RefSeq and is a predicted model, not a curated record. The transcript has 3 exons. NCBI's taxonomy places the organism in Eukaryota, Metazoa, Arthropoda, Insecta, Hymenoptera, Diprionidae.
UCGAGAGUGACAGCAGCUCCUCGUUGACGCGACGAGGGACGGUUAAACGGUCAUCAACAUGUGGGACAGGAAGAAGGAAGUAGCGAUUAAAUCAAUUAGUAAUUCAAGCAUCUGUUGAGAAAAUAUCCGGUUAGAAGAGAGCGAUAUCAUGUAGGAUUGCCCGCUGUUAGCAGAGUGUCGGCCGUGGUGUGGGGCGUGCGCGCGCACCAACAACACUGGAGCGAGCCGCGACGAUCAGCUCGCAGAGAAUUUCGCUGCGGGUUCGGAUCUUGUACUCGGGAGUCGGCGAUUCCGCGAUAUUGCAUGGUGGCGGUGGCGGUGGUGGUGUUGAGAAAACAGUGGCCACACUCUCGUCGUCGUUCGAUCGACGAGCUGGGAUUGGUAUAAUCGCGGAUCAAUCGGCGGUUAAAUAAAAUCGGAAAGGAAACACCCAUUUCCUCGAUUCUCAUGAACUCCACCGUCGUUCCUCUAGUGGUAAGAUGGCGGUGCAGCUCGAUGGAGGGGGGAAGGACGACUUGAAAACACAAUUUGUCACGCGAGAAGGAACGUACAAACUGAUGACCCUCUCCGAGUAUUCGCGACCUAACAGGGUGGGCUACACCAACAGCCAAGGCAGCGCUUCGGUCAGGGUGUCCUUCGUCACUUUGCCGGAUCCAGCCGAUCCCACGGGAGCCCAGGGUCUCGGCGACCGCAUGUGCUUCAACUUCGGCAAAGAAUUAUACGUAUACGUUUACCGCGGCGUCAAAAAGCAACUGUUUCAGGCUGUGGAUCUCAACAAACCUGUCGACAAAAAGCUCUACAAAGGAACAAAUCCAACCUGCCAUAACUUCAAUCAAACUACAGCUACCGCAGACAGCGCUCCACUGCUCGUGGGAUUUUCCACAGGACAAAUUCAGCUCAUAGAUCCAAUAAAAAAGGAACUUAGCAAACUUUACAACGAAGAGAGGCUAAUCGACAAGAGUAAAGUGACUUGCAUCAAAUGGGUGCCGGGAUCGAGCAAUCUAUUUCUGGUCUCUCAUAGCUCUGGCCAACUGUACUUGUACAACGAAGAGCUGCUUUGUGGAACGACGCCGCCUCAUUAUCAGCCGUUCAAAUCUGGGGAUGGCUACGCGAUCCACACGUGCAAAACAAAGUCCACGAGAAACCCCCUGUACCGAUGGGUGAUCGGAGCUGAGGGGUGCUGUAUAAAUGAAUUUGCAUUCAGUCCCUGCGGUUCUAAUUUGGCUGUGGUAUCCCAGGAUGGCUUCCUACGAGUUUUUCACUACGAUACGAUGGAAUUAGUGGGAUCGGCGAGGAGCUACUUCGGAGGAUUUUUGUGUGUCUGUUGGUCACCGGACGGACGAUACGUCGUAGUAGGAGGAGAAGAUGAUCUAGUGACGAUAUGGAGCUUCAACGAGAAAAGAGUCGUAGCCAGGGGUCAGGGCCAUCACAGUUGGGUCAGUGUGGUCGCGUUCGAUCCCUACACGACAUCGUACGGGGAUCACGAUCCCGAUUUCAGUGGUUCCGACGACGAAUCCAUACCUCACACCAAUCACAAUAAUCACUUUAACGAGAAGCCCCACAGAUUGUCGACGGUCUCUCAAGGUAUUCAUUCCAAUAGAAAUUCGUGCGGAUCGGAGCUAAGAGUGUCCGGUGGAACGUGCUACAGACUGGGAAGUGUCUCCCAGGACACUCAACUCUGUCUCUGGGAUAUAACCGAGGACGUUCUUCGGCCGCCAGUGAGUGCCAAGCAACGGACGUCGACCGCAGGUUCGGGGACAUUUUCGUCAUCGGGAACAUUUACGAGCGGGAACGGAGCAACGUCCAAUCAUAAUUCCAACAAUGCCAAGCAUAACAAUUUGAAUAAUAUAGGUUUUAAAGAGAGCGCGAGUGGUAACAAUGAAAGUAGUAAUAAUAGUAUUAGCACCAAUACGGCAGUGUCUACGGUGAAUUCGUUGACUCAAAGGCUGGCGGGCUUGAGUUUUGGGGAAAGAAAAGGUGACAAUCACAAAAGAAACUUUAGCCUAACGAUGAGAGGAAGUGGGACGAGCAACAACGCGGUACAAAAUAAUAGUGGGGAGAAAUCAGGCAGUAACUCAAAUUCUAGUAAUUCAAACAGUGUUGGCGCGGGUCUAGGUACGAAUAAAAAGUCUGGCGGUACGAUGGACGAUCCUAUGAGAUUGAUAGGGACCGCCUGGUGUCCACGUUUCGACGAGUGCCCUGUUUUAGAACCAUUGGUGUGCAAGAAACUGGCCCACGAGAGGCUGACUGAAUUAGUGUUUAGAGAAGAUUGUUUCGUGACGGCAUGUCAGGACGGAUACGUCUACACGUGGGCGAGGCCUGGCCACAUGGUAGGUCCUCUGACGAUAAGCAGCACCCUCCACAGGCCCCAUCACCACACCAAUCCUCACACCAACGCCAAUUCUAAUCGACCAAAUGAUCUCUGAUGUAACCCAUCUUUUAUUGUUAUUAAAACUCCGUCGAAUCGAGUUUAUUAACUAAUUAUUAAUCAAUUAAUUUGUAUAUACUAGAGAUAGCUCAGGUCCGUAACCAUAUUGUUAGACAAUUAAUCAAUGGCCUGUAACUAUUUUAUCGAAACCCUUUAAAUUUAUCUGAUAACGACAAGCGGUAACUAACGUGACGGUCGUCGAUGCAAAUAAAUGGAACUAGAAAAUUGUUACAGAACUUUCAGCUAUACUUUAAUUCAGUCCGUACUGUGUAUGAAUACCAAUAUUUACAAAGGAGCACGGAUAUACGUGUGAUACUGUCUCGUUUGGGCGUCAAUUGAAACAUAAUCAAAAUUACGUGUUUUAACGAAUCAGUGCGAGAGAAUAGAGUCUGAAUAUUAGAAAAUCUCCCCCACAUGGUUGAAUUUUGGUUGCGAAAUUUGAGCUCUAUUCUUGAACGAAGUAAAAUUCACUUGGCUAAAUGUUCAGUUUUCGUCGAAACGCAGUAUUAUCCCGCCGCCCCUAUGAUAAUCAAUGCGUCAAAUUGAAUAUAUGAAGAAAGAAGAGAAAUGGCGAAGGAGGAAAAUUGAAAUCACGUUAAAGGAAGUCUAAAUUAUAGAGUAUAUCUAGGUCCGGUUUACAUCUCUGAGAGUGAUAUGUUUAUGUCCAGUGCAGGUCUCGCAGCCGGGCAGGUCCCCCCUCUCUGUCCCCGUUCUCCUAUUUUCCGCAAGCCCGUGUAAAGUGUUACUAGCUUAGCUUAGCCAAUCGUAGUGAAGCAAUGAAAUACAUAACGAGACUAUUGUCCCAGAAUAUUAAUAAUGUGACAUUUAUUCCUUUGUUGGAUAUGAUGAAUUGCCUUGUUGUAAAAUAAAGCAAAAAGUUGAAUGAAAAA